This is a messenger RNA of Anguilla rostrata (American eel), 2331 nucleotides long. Its product is annotated as phenylalanine-4-hydroxylase-like. The transcript has 13 exons. Gene Ontology annotation, biological process: L-tyrosine biosynthetic process; L-phenylalanine catabolic process. The record is from RefSeq and is a predicted model, not a curated record. Lineage: Eukaryota; Metazoa; Chordata; Actinopteri; Anguilliformes; Anguillidae. The coding region runs from base 58 to 1401 and encodes 447 amino acids. Gene Ontology annotation, molecular function: iron ion binding; phenylalanine 4-monooxygenase activity.
CAUCUACUGACCCGCAACGCAAGCACCGGCGAGGCGCGAGGAACAGGUUGCAAAACGAUGGACGCAUCAUUCCGCAAGAAGAACGGGGAGAAUGGCACACAGAGCUCCAUGUACCUGGAGGAGCAAGCCACCAAGGCGGGGGUGCUGUCCUGCAUCUUCUCCCUGAAAGAGGAAGUAGGGGCGCUGGCCAAAGCCCUGAGAUUGUUUGAGGAAAAGGGCAUAACCCUGAUGCACAUCGAGUCGCGCCCGUCCGGCAUGAACAAGGAGGAGUACGAGUUCUUCGUCAGCGUGGACACGCCCUGCUCGCAGGCCCUGCAGGACGUCAUCACCGGCCUCCGAGCGCAGAUCAGCGGGCAGGUCCACGAGCUGUCCCGCAGCAAGCAGGGGGACAAAGUCCCUUGGUUUCCAAAGGAAAUUCAGGAGCUGGACCGCUUUGCCAACCAGAUCCUGAGCUAUGGGUCCGAGCUGGACUCAGACCAUCCUGGCUUCACAGACCAGGUGUACAGAGCCAGGAGGAAGGAAUUUGCCGACAUCGCCUACAACUACAGACACGGGCAGCCCAUCCCGGCGGUGGAGUACACGGAGGACGAGAAGAAGACGUGGGGGGUGGUGUUCCGGGAGCUGAAGACCCUGUACCCCACGCACGCCUGCCGCGAGCACAACCGCGUCUUCCCCCUGCUGGAGAAGUACUGCGGCUACAGGCAGGACAACAUCCCCCAGCUGGAGGACAUCUCCCGCUUCCUCAAGUCCUGUACGGGGUUUCGGCUGCGUCCCGUGGCCGGGCUGCUCUCCUCCCGGGACUUCCUGGCGGGGCUGGCGUUCCGCGUCUUCCACUCCACGCAGUACAUCCGCCACGGGUCCAGGCCCAUGUACACCCCCGAGCCGGACAUCUGCCACGAGCUGCUGGGACACGUGCCUCUAUUCGCCGACCCCGGCUUCGCCCACUUCUCACAGGAAAUUGGCCUGGCAUCCCUGGGGGCCCCAGAUGACUUUAUUGAAAAACUGGCGACUGUGUACUGGUUCACUGUGGAGUUCGGCCUGUGUAAGCAGGGGUCAGAGGUCAGGGCCUAUGGAGCUGGUUUGCUGUCAUCCUUUGGAGAGCUGCAGUACUGCCUGACGGACAAGCCCAACAUCCUGCCCUUCGACCCGGAGAAGACCAGCGUGCAGAAGUACCCAAUCACAGAGUUCCAGCCCGUUUACUUUGUGGCGGAGAGCUUUGAGGACGCCAAAGAAAAAGUCAGGCGGUUCUCCGCCACCAUCCCCCGGCCUUUCUCCGUGCGCUACAACCCCUACACCCAGAGCAUCGAGGUCCUGGACAGCACGCAGCAGCUGCGCAACCUGGCCAAGAGCAUCAGCGGUGACAUGGGGAUCCUGUGUGACGCCCUGCAGAAGAUGGAAUAAGGAGGAUCUGGGAGGAAGACUCUCGCCGAUCUGGGAGGAAGAAUUCCCUUCAGCUGCCGGCCCCAGGCCUCUCACUUCUGUACACCUCAGCAAACAGUUUUUUCAGGAUGUGUUAUCCUUCAUUUCUUAUUGUGCGCAGUCACAUAUCCAGUGUUAGUUCAACUCUGACAGAGCACAGAUGAGUCCAAUCAGAGCCACAUGUACUCUGUAAGAUGUAACGAUGUGACACUGAACAUUUUACUGUGUGUACACCUUCAUUUGAUAUUAAUCAAUGUGACUGGAGAGGCACACAUUUAAACAGACAAAACCACAAAUCUCAUUAUGCAAUUCAGGGUAUUAAAUGAAAUACCUGUUUGUAAUCUAUGCUACCUUUUUGAACAUGCAUGCAUAGUUAUUAUGACAAUGUAGUUAUACUGCAUAAUAUGUUUUUGAAAGAAUAUUUCAUUGGCUGAUAUUUGUUUUGUAAGAAAGAACCAAAAUGUUUCAGAGGGAAUACUAACAAUAUUUGCACUGUAUUCUAAGUCUCUAAAAUAUUUUUGAAAUAUGCAGUUUCAAAUCGGAUGAGUGAAAAUUAGCCAGUCUCUUCAGUGUGAGAAAGAACGUGCAAAAACAUGCCCAUGUUUAUAUCGCGACUAUUUCCUCUCAACCAUUGCAACCAGGAAGCACUUAUUAAUAAAUCACUUUUUUAUAUUUUACACAGAACAUGAACUGUUAACCAAAGAGGGCUGGACAUGAAAUGUAUAUUUUAUUAUACAUCUUUAUACAAAAUGAAGAUUGCAAUGAAAAUGGUUUGAAUUGUCUUUACCUCCCGUAGAAGAUGCACGUACUCUAUUACAAAUUGCCAAUAAUCUUUUCUUUAUCUGAGCCAAUUCGAUGUCUUCAAAAUGUUGUAUAGAAAAUGCAUCUGAAAUAAAGUUGUGGGAGCUCUCA